Olea europaea var. sylvestris is the source of this 948-nucleotide messenger RNA. Its product is annotated as protein TOO MANY MOUTHS-like. The record is from RefSeq and is a predicted model, not a curated record. NCBI's taxonomy places the organism in Eukaryota, Viridiplantae, Streptophyta, Magnoliopsida, Lamiales, Oleaceae. The coding region runs from base 1 to 948 and encodes 315 amino acids. The transcript has 2 exons. Gene Ontology annotation, molecular function: protein binding.
AUGGUGGACAAUUUCCCUGAUGACCUCUGCAUUUCCACCCCACACGUCGUCGUCUGUGAAUACUUCUCCGACACCACGUCGUUGUCCGCCACCUCCGUCACUCCCCACAUUACUGAGCUGAGCCUUGGUUAUGUAUCAGACUACUCUACGAAUCCACCUUGCAAUUCCAAUUCUACUCUUGACCCUUUUCUCUUUUCUCCAGUCACUCACUUAAGAAAACAGUUCUUCUACGAAUGCUUCACUGAAAUGAAAAUCCCAUUCCCUGAUUUCUCUCCAUUAUCUUCUCGAAACUCUACUAUAGAAGAACUCAUUUUCAUUGAAAACCCAGCUUUAUAUGGUUCAAUCAGUGACCAUUUAAGCGAUUUAAGCAGUUUAAAAAGGUUCAUUUUGACAGGAAGCAAUGUUUUUGAUGAAAUACCAGGUUGUUUAACUGAGUUAGUGAACGUGGAACAGCUCUCUCUUUCAAGUAACAAAUUUGAAGGUGAUAUUCCAACGAAUUUUUUUCGUAAAGUUAAAGAUAAUGAAGAUUUUCGAUUUAAGUGUAAAUGGGUUUCAAGGAAAAUCCCAGAAAACUUGAAAGGUUUAAACAAGCUAGAAUUUUUAGACUUUAGUUACAACAAUUUUGGUAAUUUUGGAAUGCCAUUGUUUUUGGGCGAGAUGAAAAGUUUGAGGGAAGUGCAUUUAAGUGGGAAUUUUCUUGGAGGGCAGAUUCCAGAAAUAUGGGAGAACCUCGAGGGCAUUUUGGGAAUAGGACUUUCCGAGAUGGGACUCGUUGGGAAUAUUCCGGCGUCGAUGGGGGAGCAUUUGAGAAAUGUGUGUUAUUUAGGGCAUGACAACAACAAACCUGAAGGGACAGUGCCUAAGGAAUUUGGGACAUUAGAAUUUGUAAGGGAGUUGCAUUUGGAAAAUAAUAAUUUGGGUGGAAGACUCCUGAAUCCUCUUCAAUGA